AUGUAUGCGGACAAGGGUAGUUACUACCCGCGUAUUGCCGUCUGCACGGCUUUCCGCCAGUCCACAGUGGACCCCCAGGUCCGCUUGUUCCAGCUACUGCAGUUCCUGCGGAUGUCAAUAUCUGAAUUCUCAACUCAUCUCUAUCCCCGUCUCUGCCUCUUGCACAAGUCCUACCUGCAGCCGUCCGGCAGCAAAGAACGCAAGGCCCUCGAUCGGCUUUUUGGAUUCGAUGCACAACUUGACGAGCGCUCAACGGCCGAGCUUCGCCUUCAAAAUGUUGAAGGAACAGCGGGAGAGAGAAUCCUUCGCGUCGUUGAGCAAAUUCGUUUUGAAAAGUUUGACGCCCCUUUCAUCCCCUUGCGGAUCGUCGCGCCGAAGUAA
Messenger RNA from Eimeria mitis, 381 nucleotides. RefSeq lists its product as uncharacterized. Lineage: Eukaryota; Apicomplexa; Conoidasida; Eucoccidiorida; Eimeriidae. Bases 1 to 381 code for a protein of 126 amino acids. The transcript is spliced from 4 exons. The record is from RefSeq and is a predicted model, not a curated record.